UUCUUCUUUAGAAAUUUUAAAAGACAUUGUAGAAUAGAGUUUUGGAAUACAGUCACUCUAUGGUACACUUGGUGCAUCCAUUGAAUCCAGAGAUUCUGUCUUCAUUGGAAGAAAUCUACCUUCCCAGUUUCAUUUUCAUGAGUGGUCCUCAUCUUUACCCUUCUAUGAUGGAAAUACUGAGGGAAUACAGUGAGUAACCUGAUUAUGAUCAUACCUCCAAUUUUUGGUGCAAUUCAAGGCGUUAGAGAUAGACUGGAGAAACGGUACAUUGCUGCUUACUUAGCACUCACAGUGGUAGGAAUGGGAUCCUGGUGUUUCCACAUGACUCUGAAAUAUGAAAUGCAGCUGUUGGAUGAGCUCCCCAUGAUUUACAGUUGCUGCAUAUUUGUAUACUGCAUGUUUGAGUGUUUCAAGACAAAGAGCUCAAUAAACUACCAUCUUCUUUUUACCCUAUUUCUAUACAGUUUAACAGUAACCACGAUUUACCUAAAAGUAAAAGAACCUAUAUUCCAUCAGGUCAUGUAUGGAAUGUUGGUCUUUACAUUAGUACUUCGUUCUAUUUAUAUUGUUACAUGGGUUUAUCCAUGGCUUAGAGGACUAGGUUAUACAUCCUUGACUGUCUUUUUAUUGGGGUUUUUAUUGUGGAAUAUAGAUAACAUCUUUUGUGAUUCACUGAGGAACUUUCGAAAGAGAGUGCCCCCCGUCCUAGGCGUUACAACACAGUUUCAUGCAUGGUGGCAUAUUCUAACUGGCCUGGGUUCUUAUCUUCACAUCCUUUUCAGUUUAUAUACAAGAACACUUUACCUGAGGUACAGGCCAAAAGUGAAGUUUCUCUUUGGAAUCUGGCCAGCAGUCAUGUUUGAACCUCAGAGGAAGCACUGAUGAAUUAUUCUACCAAGAAAAUAAAAAGCAUCUACUGUAUGUAGUUCUGCCAAGAUGGUCAAGAAAUCCCCAAAGACUUGUACAUUCGAAGACACUAUGCCCAUCACAAGAGAUGAAUGACUCAGCCAUAGAGAAUGGGCAAUUGGUCUGUUGGGUAUUUAGCUCCUGGCUUUAUCUCGUUUGCCCUGGACCUAAGAUGCUUAGAGAAAAACAGAAAGUGUAUAUUUAUAUUCUAGAAUGGUGGAGAAGUUGGGCUUUUCUUAACAGGUUAACAGUUUGUGCUGGUUAUUCAUGGAAAAUUAAUAUUUUUUCUUUUUUUCUAUUUUUACAAGAGUUGCAUGUUAAUUGUAUCUUUAUUAAUUUUUAAUUAAAUAUUGAACAAAGUCAUUAAGUACUGGCAAAAUCCC
Molecule: messenger RNA, 1289 nt
Organism: Mus caroli (Ryukyu mouse)
Lineage: Eukaryota; Metazoa; Chordata; Mammalia; Rodentia; Muridae
Gene: Acer3
Product: alkaline ceramidase 3
Biological process (GO): ceramide metabolic process; phytosphingosine biosynthetic process
Cellular component (GO): endoplasmic reticulum membrane
Molecular function (GO): N-acylsphingosine amidohydrolase activity
Source: RefSeq, a predicted model, not a curated record